AACAAAUAAAACUUGUUGAGCGUAGCGGUAGAAUCGACCAACUUGUCGUUCCCGCUCUGUCGCACGUGUUUGUUGUUAUUCUAAUUAUACAUAUCCACAUGCAGAAGAACACGCAAGCGUACGCAUUAAAAAAACUCUACACGUCACCAAAGUUUCUCCCCCACAGGUGUGUGGUGCUGCCAGCCAAAGCAAAAUGCGUCAAUUGAAAGGCAAGGUCAAGGAGACGCGCAAGCAGAAGAAGGAGCGUAAACUAGAUAAUGUGGAAAUUCAAGGAAAAAUUCGUACAAUUGUUUUGCCGGCCAUGGGCGUCUUAGCGUUAUUUGUAGUGCUGUUCGUCUACCUUAAGACGCGGCCUGCAGUGACUGCCUAGUGGACACACAAACUGCAGCGAUGAACAUGCAUCCCGUCCGAUGACCGUCUAUAGGCUUAAGUUAGUGUAUUUUCUGAAUUUAAAUGUUACCUGUGCAGUGUGCAAUUCAUGUCUAACGUCGUUUACUGUACAAAUUAAUAUGUAUGCAUAGUAAAAGUAAAAGAAUACCAUUCCACUCUCUGCGGAGUGUGAUUCUAAGGUA
Messenger RNA from Drosophila persimilis, 572 nucleotides. RefSeq names its product single-pass membrane and coiled-coil domain-containing protein 4 homolog. The record is from RefSeq and is a predicted model, not a curated record. Lineage: Eukaryota; Metazoa; Arthropoda; Insecta; Diptera; Drosophilidae. The transcript is spliced from 2 exons. Bases 194 to 370 code for a protein of 58 amino acids.